Molecule: messenger RNA, 840 nt
Organism: Saccostrea cuccullata (small rock oyster)
Lineage: Eukaryota; Metazoa; Mollusca; Bivalvia; Ostreida; Ostreidae
Product: ficolin-1-A-like
Exons: 5
Coding region: 1-723 (240 amino acids)
Source: RefSeq, a predicted model, not a curated record
AUGUCACAGCGUAUCAAGGGAGAAUCAAGAGAAAAGACACAGACACAUAUUGCAUCAAAUUCACCUGACACGUGUAACAGGUUUUAUCCAGAAGACUGUCAGGACCUCUUGCUGAAAGGAUACAGGGAAAGUGAGGUGUACACCAUUUUCCCAAAGACAGGAUUGGUAUACGAGGUUUAUUGUGAUCAGGAGACAGACGGGGGUGGAUGGAUGGUUAUACAGAGAAGGCAAGAUGGAUCAGAGGAUUUCUUCAGAGCCUGGAAUGAGUACAAAAACGGGUUUGGAAGUCUGGGAAAUGAAUUCUGGCUAGGUAACGAUAAAAUCCAUACAAUUCCAUCAUCGGGAAACUACAAGCUAAGAAUCGAUAUGAAGGAUUUCUCCGGAAAUUCCAGAUAUGCAACCUACAAUACCUUCAGUAUCGGAGAUGAGCGAUCUGGGUAUAUUUUAAACCUUGUAGAUUAUAAUGGAGACGCUGGAGAUUCAUUGAUGACUAGACAUAAAGGAUCAAAAUUUGCCACAAAGGGUCGUGAUGAUGCACACGGUUGUGCAAAGCAAUAUAAAGGUGGUUGGUGGUAUCAAAAUUGCCAUCGAGCUAACUUGAAUGGUCUGUACUUAAGAGGAGAGCAUAAAUCCUAUGCUGACGGCGUGGAAUGGUAUUACUGGAGAGGAUAUCACUAUUCCCUGAAGUUUACUGAGAUGAAAAUCCGGAAAACAAAUGCCUAGAGUGUAGACUCAGAAAUAGAGACGGGCAAUAUAAGAAAUUGUCGGAAAUUCGGUAAAGAAAAUUUAACAAUGAUGGUGAGCUUUAUGCCUAUUUUGUGAAAAAAAAUAGACACACAA